This is a messenger RNA of Loxodonta africana (African savanna elephant), 2949 nucleotides long. It is a transcript of the gene ADGRG7, whose product is annotated as adhesion G protein-coupled receptor G7. The record is from RefSeq and is a predicted model, not a curated record. Gene Ontology annotation, cellular component: membrane. The transcript is spliced from 16 exons. NCBI's taxonomy places the organism in Eukaryota, Metazoa, Chordata, Mammalia, Proboscidea, Elephantidae. The coding region runs from base 1 to 2397 and encodes 798 amino acids. Gene Ontology annotation, molecular function: G protein-coupled receptor activity. Gene Ontology annotation, biological process: G protein-coupled receptor signaling pathway; cell surface receptor signaling pathway.
AUGGUUUCCUGCCGUGUCUGUUACCUCAGGGGGCUGGUUGCCAUUGUGUGUGGGCUGCUGGCCUUGGUCACCUUGGGACUGGCCAUCUGGAAGGCUGUGAUCAAGAUCCAGAGAGGAACAUUUUCUCCCCCAUCAACCAUCCCAACAGAGUUCUGCAGGCACGGUGGAACCUGGGAAAAUGGCAGAUGUAUUUGUACAGAAGAAUGGAAAGGUCUGAGAUGUACAAUCAUUAAUUUCUGUGAAGAAAGCGAGUAUGAGAAUUUAACUUUUCCAAAAAUUCCAGCAGGAAAAUAUGGAUCUUCUACACAAACAUGUGAAAUGGGCACUCUGAAUGCAGGAUCUCCAAAGGCAACCCGGCUCUGCAACCUCACUGUAGCUGGAGAGAUAAAAUUAGAACCUGCGAGAACAGGAAAUUGUAAUGAAAACCUGGAAACAUUGGAAAGUCAGAUAAACAACAUCCCAGAGCAAGCAGAGCUGAUUUCUGCUGAAGCCCAGAUUUUAACAUCUAACGCUAGUAAAUUAACUGCAGAUAACAUCACUUCUGCUGCUAACGUGGUUGGACAGAUCUUCAACAUAGGUGAUAGAAACACAUCUGAGGCAAAAAGAACUGCUGUAACAACAGUGAGUCAGCUUCUAGACGCCAGUGAAGAGGUUUUUCAAAGAGCUGCUGAUAUCGAUAAGAAUAAUACCUUUAAAACACUUAUUGAGCAAAUAGAAAUUUAUUCCUUGUCUUUGAACACCGUACCAGUGGUGGAGCCUAAUAUAGCAAUACAAUCUGUUAAUUUGUCUCUAGAAGACACCGAAGGUCCUGCAAGUGUUCGCUUUUCUGUGUUGAAAGGAUCUAGCGAUUCUCUAAGUUAUGGGUCAACACGUGUAGAUAUGCAAGUGAGUGAACUACAACCAGAUGCAGAGACUGAACUUCAGAUCUUGCUCAAGACCAGUCAAAAAAACACUGGGGCAUGUGGCUUUGUAGUAUAUCAAAAUAGCAAGCUUUUCCAAUCAAAAACUUUUACAACUAAAUCAAAUUUUAGUCAAAAAGUUAUCUCAAGCAAAACUAAUGGAACUGAGAAAGAUCAGAGUGUUUCUAUUGAAAUGGUCUUUAAUCCAAAGUUCAAUGAAAAAGAAUUCCAACUCCAUUCCCAUGCCUGUGUCUUUUGGAACCUUUCAAGGAAUGACUGGGACACACGUGGCUGCCGAACAGACCAGAGCAGUGAUGGGUUCCUGUACUGCAGCUGCAACCACACCACUAGUUUCGCUGUAUUAAUGAGUUUCAGAAAGAACUAUAACUACCCUAAGUCACUAGACAUAUUUUCCAAAAUUGGAUGUGCACUGUCUGUCACUGGUCUGAUUCUCACGAUUAUUUUCCAGGUUGCCACCAGGAAAGUCAGAAAAACCUCAGUAACCUGGGUGUUGGUCAGUCUGUGCAUGUCAAUGUUGAUUUUCAACUUCCUCUUUCUGUUUGGAAUUGAAAACUCAAAUAAGAACUUAAUGACAAAUGAUGAAGACAAGGAAAACAAUGAUUAUGGUAAUAACGAAGUACCCACGACAGACACCAUCCACAUCCCCAAUCCCACGUGCACUGCGAUUGCUGCUUUACUGCACUAUUUUCUGCUAGCAACAUUUACCUGGACUGUACUCAUUUCUGCCCAGCUCUGUUUCCUUCUGAUUUGGACCAUGAAGCCUCUUCCUCGACAUUUCAUUGUCUUCGUCUCUUUAAUUGGAUGGGGAAUUCCAGCUAUAGUGGUGGGUAUGACCAUGGGAAUAAUUUAUUCUCUGAAUAGGGACGAUUCACAAUGGGAGCUAAACUACAGGCAAGAAGAAAUCUGCUGGUUGGCAGUUCCAGAAGGCAAUAAUUUUAUAAAAAGUCCAUUGUUGUGGUCAUUCUUCAUACCUGUUACCAUUAUCCUCAUCAGCAAUGUUGUUACAUUUAUGGUCAUCGCAGUCAAUGUCCUGUGGAAGAACAACCAGAAUCUGACAAGCACAAAAAAGGUUUCAUCCAUGAAGAAGAUUCUCAGCACAUUGUCUGUGGCUGUGGUUUUGGGAAUUACCUGGUUUCUGGCAUAUUUCAUGCUAAUUGGGGACGAGAACAUCAGUGGCAUUGUCAGCUCCAUAUUCUGCAUUUUGAACGCUACUCAGGGAUUUCAGAUUUUUCUCUUCUACACUGUUAGAACAAAAGUCUUCCAGAGCAAAGCUUCCGAAGUGUGGAAGUCCCUGUCAUCAUCCAGUGGGAAAGUGAAGUCACUGCCAUCAGGGACCCCGCUGAAGCUACGUGUCAGGAUGUAUAGGCUAGCCAAGUCCUUUCCAUCCCUAAAAGGACGCUUUCGGCUGCUGGAACCGUUUGUGUUUACUGAGGAAAUGUCACUGUCUGAAAGUAGCCAAGCAAACUCAAGCACAUAGACUGUUAACUUUUGUGGUUCUUUUUUAUUCAACAUGCAUGCAUUUUGGUUUGUUUCCCUGCUUUGUUACCCAGUCUUCCCAGAAACUCUCCCUCAAUGUAUUUUGCUCAGGGUUAAGAAUUAGGUAGGAGCCCUGGUGGCACAGUGAUUAAAGCACUUGGCUACUAACCAAAAGGUCAGCAGCUUGAACCCACCCAGUAGCUCUGCAGGAGAAAGAUGUGGCAGUCUGCUUCCUUCUGUAAAGACUACAGCCUUGGAAACCCUACGGGGCAGUUCUAUUCUGUCCUGUAGGGUCACUAUGAGUCGGAGGUGACUCGACGGUAAUGGGUUUAGUUUUUUGUUUGUUUUGUUUUAAGAAUUAGGUAAACUUGUUAUUUAUUAUCAUCAUGGAUAAUGAAUUUGGUAGUUUUUCUACUUCAGUAGAUUCUUAACACCAAUAAGGCUAAGAAUUACGCACAGCGUGCAAGAUUACCUUUGUGUCUUAAAUCAUAAAGUCUAUGUGAUAAAUUUUGUUAAAAAUGUAGAACCUGGAAGAAAUCCUUUUACAAUUUAC